This is a messenger RNA of Drosophila sulfurigaster albostrigata, 1567 nucleotides long. RefSeq lists its product as uncharacterized. The record is from RefSeq and is a predicted model, not a curated record. NCBI's taxonomy places the organism in Eukaryota, Metazoa, Arthropoda, Insecta, Diptera, Drosophilidae. The transcript has 5 exons. The coding region runs from base 289 to 966 and encodes 225 amino acids.
GUCGAAGUCGUCUCAUCGUCUCGUUGAGUUGUUAUUAUUUUCUUUCUGCGAAUAAACGAUGCGGCGACGCAUUCUAUUUCAUCUCUCCUUCUUCUAGUCGUGAUCAUUUUAGAAAAAUGAUUUUUUUAGUCGAAAUGAUUUUCGUUUUUUUGUGUAACUUAAAUUUAUGAAUGGAGAACGCGCUGACUCGACUCACGGAACGUAUUAAAUUACCACUUGAUGCAGUCAUUGGAAAAUGGAAAACAAAUAAACUAAUUAUUAGAAUUGAGAGCCACAAAGAAUAUAUAAAUGAAAAAUAUGAGUAACACGAGAGAAAACCACAACGAGUGCAACAUGACGAAUGCUGACUGUAGUUCCUGCCAAAGAUUACAAAGUGUGCGUAAUAAGCGAAGUAAUAACUUUGCUAUAAGUUUAACAUUCCCGCAACUUUUGUUGCUGUUACUGCUUAGCCUCAGUUCGAUUUUGGCGGCGCCACAAACCUCCUGCAUAAUGUGCAACAAGGAAGAUCUGCAGCCAAGGGAGCCAACGAUCAGCGCCAGCUACGAAGAGUUCACUUUCGAUCAUCAGGUGAAGCGUCAGGAUGCGAUUCAAGCGUUGCGCGCAUACAAUGAAACUCAUGAAACACAGAACUCUUGCAACACGAAAAUGUGCACGACGCAAGUCGUGAGAUAUUGCUUGAGUCCGCAGUUCCUCAACGAUCAUUGCUGGUGCGAGAUGCAGCAUUCAGAAGAGGGUGUACCCUAUGUGCCACAUGUCUGCUAUGUGGGAGAAAAGGUCUAUGCACCAUCGCUGGGUUCCUGUUUUACGUUUCAAGAGAUCAAGGAAUGCUGCUGUGCGCCCGUCUUGGUCAAAGAAUGGCGACACAUUUCCGGCGCUUUAUCGGCGACACCAAAGAUCAUGCUAACUUCUUUGUUAGCUACAAUCGCAUUGUUAAAUUGGCGCUGCAGAAGACGAAGCGUUUGUUAAAGCUUACAACUUAGGGGCGGGCUUUGGGGGGUGUUAUAAAUAAACUUACAGUCUAGUGAAGCAUAGUCAUGAACGACGCAUUAUUUGAAUAUAAGAAGUCGAAAAAUCAAACUAUUCAUAAGAGAUUUAAGAGAUGUAUGUAUUUAAGAGUUAAUAAAUAUAAUAUAAAUUUUUAUAUAACUUAAAUGGGAUCUAAUGGUUUUUCAAGUGAGAUGAAUGCAUCUCUCUAAUCUAUGCAUAUUGGUUGUACAAUUGGUAGUUUACAUGCUUUAUUUUAUUCAUUUGUGGUAUAGUAUUUAUAUAUAUAUAAUUCGCUUAACUAAUUGCGGCUGAAUCGGCAGCUAUCAUAAUCAGAUGUGGCAUGCACAUAAUACAAACAAUAAUAAACAAAACAUGAACAAAUUAAAAUAUGUAAUGCCUAUACGAAAAUGGCAAAUAUCGUUGCUUGACUCCUAGAUAAAUAUAUAUAUGUAUAGUUUGUUGCUUGCUUAAACGUCUAAACACGGUCCACUAAACCUCGAGUUCAGCAAGUCGGCCUUAAGUCUAUAUGUAGUCUCCCACCUCUCCGUUGGCUGAUUGGUUCUAUAAGCUGGUUCGGCUA